Molecule: messenger RNA, 2118 nt
Organism: Lytechinus variegatus (green sea urchin)
Lineage: Eukaryota; Metazoa; Echinodermata; Echinoidea; Temnopleuroida; Toxopneustidae
Exons: 7
Coding region: 97-672 (191 amino acids)
Source: RefSeq, a predicted model, not a curated record
AAGACCUUCGGGAGAAGAAAUUGUGUUUUACCAUUUGCAACGAGCAGUGAUUGUCAUCAAGGCCGGAAUUCUUGAAGGGUUUCUGGUUGGUUCACCAUGAUGAUGUGCCGAUUGUCUCUUGCGAUGGUGGUAGCUGUUCGGAGCAUUUUUCAUCUAGGAAUAUGCACUGAACUUUCAUGCGACCAAGAACUGUCCUGCCCUUCAGCUUUGUAUAAAGACGGGUCAAUUGUCAGGAGCUUAGCAAGGAGAUCGAACAAUUCUAAAGAUACAGCCAUCGUCAGUCAUCUUGUCGACUGCCAUACAAGUAAUGCUUGUUUGAACAACCCCUGUCGGAAUAGAGGGUCUUGCCUGGAAGAUAACACAGGGUCAUUCCACUGCCAUUGCAAGCUUGGUUUCGACGGGGAAACGUGCGAUAUCCUAGCUCAACUUCUGAUCAUAACAAAUGACGAAAAACAAGUUUUGCUCGCCAACGUGUCAGAUUUCUCGUUUUCAGCUUUAUAUACUACCGACGACGAAGAAAUUGAUGGGUCCGUAUUCGAUGAGGAGGACGGUGCGAUAUUUUAUGCUCAUGACACACCCUCUGGCAAAUACGACUUCGGUAUAAGAAUGGCAACAGGAAUGAAUACUUCGAUUGAUAUUUUUAACAAUAAUCAAUGUUUAUGUACUCUAUGAGCAGCAGGGCAAUAUAUCGCAGGGAUUUGAAAUCUAAUCACGAUGGAUAUACUCUGAUUACUGAUAAUCGCGAUUUCUUCAGGCCCGUCGGGUUUAGCUUCGAUGAAGAUGAUGAGCGACUUUACUUUAUUAUUCGUUGGCCUGACACUGAAGAGUACAUUUUCUAUUACGAUGUUAGAAAGGGAACUGGUAGGCAUAUCCUGACGAAGCUAGAUGGGCGGAGUCCAACCAACAUUAUUUCCACAGGAGGUUGGUUAAUAUGGGCAGAGGCGGUGAAUAGGCAUCUCUGCAAAAUACAUCUGAUUGAGCAAGGAGAAAGUCUUGAAUGUGUCGACGUCCCACUAGUGUCUACCUCGUCGUUUUCUCCUAAAAUGUCACUGCGAAGAGUUCAAGCCUAUCAGUAGUAUUGGUAAAUUCACCAAUGUGCAUGUCAUUCUUUCAAUUCACUACUUUAUAAUGAAUCAACGUGUGUGCCGAAAAGCACCAAUGAUGUGAAGGUUAUAUUUUGUUUUAAUGUGCAUUAUUGGAUAAAUUUUCCGAUUAUACACCUUUUUUGGAUCGGGUGCCGAUGAAGAAAAAAAUAUUUCUUUACUUUUCUCUAGCAUGGAAUCUGCUCUAAAUUUCAGAAUAUAAUCUUCAUCUGUAGCUCUCUAAUACUCAAUUACUAAAUUUGCUAAUUAAGUGCUGAAAUUGCGAUUUGUGAAUAAAACUAGGAACAUUACCAAAAGAGUAUAAUGCACAUUAUUGACCUUUUACCAUAAGCUUUUAAAGGGCUAAGCUUUUGUGAUCAGACACUAUCCCUUGAGGACUAAUCCAUGCAAUUACACAUUUAUGAAACGAUCCUUUGGGGUCAAGACUAUGAACGCUUUCAGUGAGUCAGAAAACCAUCUAGUCGAUUCGACAGUCCCAUAGGCUCAGUAAACCAACCUAGAAAUAAUUUAUCUGUUCCUGUUCUUGUGAGGUCCUAGAACAGAUUCAGCUUGGUUGCCCAAACGGCAACUUUGGGCAUUUUUCUAACUUGCAUAGAUCCAAAAUGGCUGCCAGCUGUACAACUUCAAAAUAAAUAAUUUUUAAACUCCUUUUCCAGAAAAUGAUGAGGAAUGCCUCUCCUAAGGGUUUUGAGGUGUGUAUUUUUGUUGUAAUUUUUGCCAUAUAAGGUCAUCUUCGGGUCAAAUUCAAAAUUCAAAAUCUUGAACAAAAAAUAGUCUGAACCCCUUGCCCCAGGAUGAUGAAUAAAACCUCUUUUUUAAGGGAUUUAGGGUGUGUAGAAUCCUUUUAUGUUAUUUAUUUUGCAAUGUAAGGUCAUCUUCAGAUUAAAUCCAAGAUGGCCGCCAGGCGCCAGGUCGACGCAAUCUUGAGAAAUUAACUUUUGAACCCUUUUCACCAGGAUGAUGAGCAAUACCUCAUUUUAAUGGUUUUUGUCUCACCUGCAUAGCAGAGUGAGAC